AUGGGGCAACUCAUCCUCCACGAAGAUCCCCUUUCCGCGAACUGCUACAAGAUCAAACUGACCGCUGCUCUCUUGUCCAUCCCACUAGAGCGGCGAAGAUAUUCAAUCCUGGCCGGCGAGACCAAGACACCGGAGUUUCUGCAGAACAUCUCGGCCUUCGGACGGAUUCCAGUACUCCAGAUUGACGCCACGACGCUCCUCCCGGAGAGCAAUGCGGCAUGCUUCUACCUGGCCGAAAACGCAGCGUCGCUGUCCUCCUCAACAUCUACAGCAUCAUCACCACUACUCAACCUGAUUCCGACGUCGGCCUUGCAGCGUGCAGAUAUGUUGAGAUGGAUGUUCUUCGAGCAGAACAACCACGAGCCCACCGUCGCCACGUUGCGCUACUGGCUGUACGUCCUGGGCGAAGAGACUCUAGCCGAGGACCGUAUCGUGCAGCUUCCUGGUAAGAGAGUGGCCGCGCGCCAGGCAAUCGAUUACGUGGAGGAUCGGCUGUCCAAGAGCGAGUCUGGGUGGCUCGUGGGCGAUGGCAUCACGCUUGCUGAUAUCUGUUUGUUUGCGUACACGCAUCUUGCCCACAAUUCGGGAUUUGAUCUGAAGGAUUGGCCGGCUGUAGUGGCUUGGUGCGAGAGGAUCAAGGCGGUGGACGGAUUCAUCGAGUACGACGAGUCGAAUUGA
Exophiala bonariae is the source of this 678-nucleotide messenger RNA. RefSeq lists its product as uncharacterized. The coding region runs from base 1 to 678 and encodes 225 amino acids. The transcript has a single exon. The record is from RefSeq and is a predicted model, not a curated record. NCBI's taxonomy places the organism in Eukaryota, Fungi, Ascomycota, Eurotiomycetes, Chaetothyriales, Herpotrichiellaceae.